UCUAUCGGUUGCUGUGAAAAUUACAGGACGCGCAUCAGGACUGGUAACGGCGUGUAGUUUAAUUUGUAAAGUAAAACUGCUACACACAAUUGUUUUCAUCGUUUUACUGAAUUCCCGACAAUGCCUAGCAAUUCCUUUAUUGUUAUUUGGCUUGGGCAGUAACGGUAUUGUUGUGUAAUGUUGACUAGCCGCUAGUUAGCCAGUAGUUUGUAGCACAGAGGCUAUGUAAUGUCUUGUCCGGGAAGGUUAACUAGCAUCCAGCGGCUGUCGGUACCAUUCCUUCGACCACUGGCAUCUUCUCCCCACAGCCAUCUGAUGGAAGGGUGAGAGGAAAGAUGCUGACAUUCCUCCACAUCCUUUUAAUAGCUGUUUUUUAUUCUACAGGCUUGAUUUUUGGUCUGUGGGAUGGAGCUGCUGCUUCUGAUGGCCUCAGGGUCAGACUAGUGGAUGGUGAGAACAAUUGUUCUGGCAGAGUUGAAGUCCUCCGCCAUAACCAGUGGGGAUCGGUUUGCGACCAUGGCUGGGACUUCCGAGAGGCUUAUGUGGUGUGUCUGGAAUUGGGCUGUGGCUUAGCUGAAUCUGCCCUUCAUGGUGCGGUGUUUGGUGCAGGCAAGGGAAAGAUCUGGUUGCGGCAUGUCCAGUGCUCAGGGCAUGAGUCCAGUCUGAUGCGCUGUGCUAAUGUCCUCUAUAGUGACCUCCACUGCACCCAUCAGAAUGAUGCAGGCGUGAAAUGCUCAGGUACCCUUUUAAUGCCCACCCUCUCCCUGCUGUCACCUCACACUGUGUUCUCUCCUGGUGAGGCUGUUCGCUUUGGCUGCAGCGUUCUGCUGGGUCAUCACAUCAGUGAAUUCCACCUCUACAAGCACGGAGUGUCCACACCCCUUGUGACCCAGAGGAUGGAUCAGAGCCAGACCCAAGUGGUGCUGACGCUGUCCGACAUCGAGACUUUCCACCAAGGCAGCUACAGUUGUCGGUACAGGGUCAAGGGCAGCUCACCUUCUCAGGUGCUCAGCUCACCACCCAGCAAUUCUGUCAACAUCACUGUGGUGGAACUCUUGACUCCCCAACACUGGUACAACACAUCCACUGAGGCCCCGGCAGGUUCCGUCAUCAGAGGCCACAGUUUUAACAUCACUUGCUCGACCUCGCAGCAGUAUCCUGGAGCCUCCUUCCAGCUACGCCUGAUCCGCUCUAACGGCACAGUGCGCCAGUCUUUGCCUGCUGUGACCCCAACCGUCACAUUUGUUUUCCCCAGUGCCCAGAGCUCCAACGAGGGAUAUUACUACUGUUUGUAUCGGGUCCACCUGGGUGGACGCACGUUUGUCUCCAGAGAGAGCCAGCCCCUGCCGCUAUCCAUCAGAGAUCCAGAUCCAAUACUGAGUCCAAUGGUGAUCAGCUGGCUUGUUUCGAGCCUGACAUUUCUUGUGGCCAUUUUCAUUAUUUUUGUUGUGGCCAAGGUCCUGUGUAACAGGGCACAGAAACCUUCUGUACUGGAGAGAGAGACCAGGACCUGUGUGGACAACACUUAUGUUGCCUUAUCGAUUAACAAGACGUGAUGAGGCCUGAAGUCAGUAUAAAAGUUUGACACAGCAAUUAUUCCUUUGGUCGUCUGGCUUCUUUAAUGCACAGCUGUUUUUAUUUUUCUCCUUCAAGGUGUAAUGUGCAGACAGUGAUGGCUCCCUGGGUUCAGAUGGGUGGGACAUGUCAGUCACCCACCAUGCUUAUGGAAACGGCUGGAACCAGUUCUGUACAGUAUGGAUGAGGCUUUUUAUAGCUGGACUCUGAAACCGGUUUAAUGAUGCAGUGUAAAAAUCUGCUCUUUAUUCCAGAUUUCAGGCAAGUGAAACACUGGAUGUGAUUGGCUUUUGGAACAUUUUCUUAUGAUCAAAUUGUAAGCAAUAGCUAAGGACAAGUCAGUAAGAGUUUGCUGGUCCGUCUUUUUUUUUUUUUUGCUGAUGUUGGACUUUCAUAUUCACUCAGGCUUAAUUACUGCCAUGACCACAGAUGUAUAACUGAAAACUGGUUCCAAAACCUGUAUAAGAGUAGAUAUUCAUUGUGUAGUGUUUUUAUAGACUGACAGGCUCCACUAAGCUCAUGUACCUGCUUCCACACAUCAGCGGUCCUUAAAGGAUUAAAAGAUGUUUGUCACCAUACUAUGCAUCUUAUGUCAUUUUCAGUGUCUGUAUACAACUGUACUUAUUUUGUAAAUAGGAAGUAUUAUUGAUUAAAUUUCUGUUGUUAAAUGUG
Molecule: messenger RNA, 2247 nt
Organism: Thalassophryne amazonica
Lineage: Eukaryota; Metazoa; Chordata; Actinopteri; Batrachoidiformes; Batrachoididae
Exons: 7
Coding region: 336-1556 (406 amino acids)
Cellular component (GO): membrane
Source: RefSeq, a predicted model, not a curated record